This is a messenger RNA of Brassica napus (rape), 4314 nucleotides long. Its product is annotated as UDP-glycosyltransferase 89A2-like. The record is from RefSeq and is a predicted model, not a curated record. Gene Ontology annotation, molecular function: UDP-glycosyltransferase activity. The transcript has a single exon. The coding region runs from base 671 to 2095 and encodes 474 amino acids. NCBI's taxonomy places the organism in Eukaryota, Viridiplantae, Streptophyta, Magnoliopsida, Brassicales, Brassicaceae.
AGCGUUAUACUAACACAAAAUUGUAGGGAUUACUGGAAUAACAUAGGAAAAAUAUUGAGGAUAACAUGUUGGAGAAUGAUAAAACAUACGCACAAAUAUAAUAUAUAAUAACAUUACUUGACCAAAAAAAACAUUAUUUCAAACUAAUUUUCUAUAAUUGGGAAAAUGAUUACCUUAUUGAUUUAGUUUUUUUUUUAUUUUCUAAUAAACGGUGAAUUUAAAAUUUUAAAGACUAUUUUAAAUUUUCAUUUUUAAAUAUAUGAUAAUUUUAAUUAUUAUUCUCACGCAUGAUACAUAAAACCAUAUAAUUAAAUAUUUUUUUUAUUUGCAAACUCAUAUAUAUAUAUAUAUACUUCCUAUUGUUAACCAAUACUAAAUUUACAAUAUUUUCUUAAAUUUAAAUCUCAUUGUAUGACUAAAAUGAAAUGUCAAGAUUUUUUAUAUUCUAAUGUCAUGAUCUUCUUUUGAUUUUAUAUCUCUGUCAUGUAGAUUUCUUUCUAUUUAGGUUAGAUGAUACACAUACAUUAAGAUUUUUUGGGUCCACAUUCCAGUUUACACUUGGUGAAAUAGUAUAAAUAACGUUCAAAACAGAAAAAAAUCUACAAUAGUUGUAAACAUGUCAUAAUGUGCUGAAAAAAUCAUAAUAUAUAAAAUGCCAUCGAAUGUAUGAAUGCAUUACGUACCCAACAUUUUACAUCUCUCAACCAAAAUGACCAGAGUAAUGCCGCUACCGCCACCGGAAACAGAAGGCAAGAGUUUGAAACCGCACAUAAUGGUGUUUCCAUAUCCCGCACAGGGCCACUUGCUUCCUCUUCUCGACUUAACCCAUCAACUCUGUCUGCAUGGCGACAUCACUGUCUCAAUCAUCGUAACACCUAAAAACCUUCCUUACCUCUCUCCUCUUCUCACCGCUCAUCCAUCCGCCGUCUCCGCCGUCACUUUCCCUUUCCCUCAGAGUCCUUCACUCCCUCCUGGCGUUGAAAACGUCAAAGACAUCGGUCCUUCGGGAAACCCUGUCAUAAUGGCUUCUAUGCGUCAGCUUCGAGAGCCUAUCGUCAACUGGUUAAGUUCUCAUCCCAAUCCUCCGGUAGCUAUCAUCUCUGACUUCUUUCUUGGAUGGACCAACGAUCUCGGUAUCCCUCGCUUCGCUUUCUUUAGCUCUGGAGCAUUCUUAGCUUCGAUUCUUCAUUUUUUCUCCGACAAGCUUCAUCUCUUUGAGUCAACUGAGCCGGUCUGUCUCUCGGAUCUUCCUCGUUCUCCUGUUUUCAAGAUAGAACAUCUCCCGUCUUUAGUCCCGCAGUCUCCCUCAUUACAAGAUCUCGAAAGUCAGAGAGACAGCAUGAUGAAUUUCUUGAGCUAUGGUUGUGUUUUCAAUUCUUGUCAGUGUCUGGAAGGGGAGUACAUGGAAUAUGUGAAGCUGAAAACGGGUCAUAACCGGGUUUUCGGGGUUGGACCGCUCUCUUCAGUCGGGUUAGGCAAGGGAAAUUCUGAUUCCAGUGUAGACGUGAAGGCCCUAAUGAGCUGGCUCGAUGGAUGUCUAGAUGGAUCUGUGCUAUACAUCUGCUUUGGAAGCCAAAAAGUGUUGACUAAAGACCAGUGUGAUGCCCUGGCUCUUGCUCUUGAAAAGAGCACGACCAGGUUUGUUUGGGUGGCCAAGACAGACCCGAUACCCGAUGGGUUCGAGGAUCGGGUCGUGGGUCGAGGAAUGGUAUUUAGAGGGUGGGCUCCUCAAGUGGCUGUGUUGAGUCACGUGGCGGUUGGCGGGUUUUUGAGCCAUUGUGGAUGGAACUCGGUGAUGGAAGCGGUGGCAAGUGGGACCAUGAUCUUAGCUUGGCCUAUGGGGGCAGAUCAGUUUGUGGAUGCAAGGUUGCUUGUGGAGGAUAAGGGUGUGGCUGUUAUAGUUUGUGAAGGGGGUGAUACUGUGCCGAACCCGAAUGAGUUAGGUAGGGUUGUAGCUGAAACAAUGGGUGAAUGCGGACGCAAUGUGCGUGGUCGGGCUAAGGAGAUGGGACAGACGGUACUAGCUGCGACCAAAGCAGGAGGAAGCUCUGAUACAGAUUUAGAAAGACUUGUAAUAGAAUUAAGCUGUCUUUAACGAUAAUAAUAUAUGAUGAAAAAGCCUUUCAAGAUGGUCUAUUCAAAUAAAAAUGUAUGUUUCAUCGUUCACAACAUAUUGACUAAACAUAUUGACUAUGACUGUGCAAAACAUGAAGAAUGAACUAAGCAGUGGUAGUUUGGUGGUAAGAAAAAAAGUUUGGGGCAAAGCGUAAACCUGCCAGUCCUAGAUUUGAGUUCUGACAGGAACUAAGUUGAUUUUUUUUUUGCCUGGCGAAGAUUGAACCAUGUCUUAGGCUUCAUUGGAAAAUCUGGGACAUCUUCGUCGCACUAAGAACAACAAAAGUUUAAACUUCUCAUAACUAAAAUCAUCAACCUUUUGAAUCCCAUGUCGUAUGAAAAGCAGAUACAUAGCAGAAAUUGGGUUUAGCAUGCUAAAACAAAAAAUGGAAUGCAGCAUUUGCUCACCAUCACAAAUAAGAACAAUCAAGUUAUAUAUAUAAGUAACAAUACCUUCCUGUAAUUCAUAAGAUUCAAUAACUUUGAUUGACAAACGCUCGGAGUUAAAAUGUGUAAAAAUCUUAAUUAUGUUCACAAACAGAAAAGAAAAAAACACUGAACGUAGCUUAGUUACUUUUUUGAAAAAACUGAACGUAACUUAGUUACAAUAAUUAAAAUAAAUUACUAAAAAUUUAUCUAAACUUCGUGUACAAUUGUAUUGAAAAUGACAGAUAUAAGUUGUUAAGAACUUGAGUUUUCUUUGGUGUUUUGAUUGAAAUUGUACAACGAGUCUAUUAAUAUCCUGCUAUGUAUAGUUUAAAAAAAAUAUUGUGUUAUAUAUAUUAAGCCAGUCAUGAAAAAGAAAGUUUAUAAAAUAUUUAAGAGCCGGUUCUUAGCUUUUUUAGUUAAAAGUUAAGAGACAGUUUCUUAUAUUCCGAUAAGAACAUCACCCUAAGAACUUCCAUUAAUCAUGCUCUUAUAUCUCUUAUUUAAAAUACGGUUCUUAAUUUUUUUUAAUUAAAAUCUAAGAAAAAAUAAGAACCGUCUAGCCGAAUCCAAGAAUCAUUGUCUAAAUCACCAAUAUUUUUGAGCCGUAUUAUUUUCCCGGGGAAAAGGUUCACCAAUAGGCAAUAGCUAUCAUCUCCCUCUCACUCUCUCCAUCGUCAUCACCAUCGGAAUCAGAUUAGACGUAGGUGGAUCCAGGAAACUGUGGAGUUCUUCUGGUCACGAAAGAGAGCUCGAGCAGCUUUGAUCGGUCAUCACGCCACAGUGGAAGGAAGGUUUCUGUAAGGUUUUUUAUUCUUCUUCAGCUAUCCAUUAUAUAUGACGGGUAAACAGAGAUUUGCUGAUCGGAUCAUUGCUUUUUUUUUUCUUUGAGCAACCGGAUCAUUGCUUUUAGAAUGAGAAGCAAGAUAUGAAACAUACAAACAUAUUUUCUCCUUGUAAUUUCAACAUUACUUUAAAGCUCAGUCACGUAACGGUUAUUUAAAACUAAAUCUUGAACAGUCUUAUUCCGAUGCACAAUACCAACUGCCUUUAUCGAUCAUAAUCUUCUUUUUUACUCCCUCUGUCCGAUCAUUAAUCAUAAAACUUGAUUGAGUUCUUCAUAGUGUAUGGAUGAAUCAAAAGGUUACUAAGCCCACAAGCAAAACAUCAUUCAAAUCUACGACUGCGCGAAAAAUCAGAAUCCAAAAAACCGAACUGAAUCCAAUCCAAAAAUGUAAUACCGAACCCGUUUCAAAACUGGUAAAAUAUCUGAAAGUAUCCAAAAUUUAUUAUAUAAAUAACUGGAAUCAAACCAGAUCCGAACCAAAUAUCCUGGGUGCAUAAAGAUAUCUGAAUCACAGUUGUAUUCUUAAGUAUAUUAAUUAUUUUAGAUUUAGUAUCUACAAAAUGUUUAAAAUAUCUGAAAAUGUUCAAAAAUUAUUUAAAAUAUCCUUUAGUAAAUAUCCAAAAUAUUAAAACACUGGAAAUGUUGAACUAUGUAUCUACCUUUCCUAUACCCAAUAUCCAAAUCAAAUCUAUUUUAUGUUAAUUUUUAGUAUUUAGUUAUACGUUAGUCAAAUUUAUAUGUUGUAUUUUCUUUUUGAAUAUUUUAAGAUAUAUUUAGAUUUUUUGAAAUUUAUAAAUAAUUUAAACAUGUGUCCAAACUCGAACUGAAUCUGAAACGAACAUGAAUCAAAAUUUGUAAAUAUUCGAGUGGGGCUUAAUCUCCAGCUUUGAAAACAAAAAGCCAUAUAGUUCAAACCGAUCGAUACC